UAGGGUAUUGCAAAUGCUGCGGAAUUAGCUGUAUGUGUAUUUUGUCUUGUCGACUGUUCGUAUAAGAGUUUGGCCAGUGCUCCGGACUGCACACUCCAUCGCAGCGUCGCUCCGAGUCCAGCAGCAGUUCCCCUCGUCUUGGAAAGCUCGCAUCGCCCAACAACAGCAGCAACAGCAGCCAUGGUGAAGGUGGCGUUCGGCGAGGCCAAUGAGGCGUCCAGCGCCGACGCCCUGAAGGGCGCCUUCGCGGAGUUCCUCGCCCUGUUCCUGUUUGUCUUCAUCGGUGUCGGAUCGGUCAUGUCUUACGAGAAGAUUCACGCGGGUGACAUGGACGCUGCGGGUUUGCUAGUGAUCGCUAUUGCUCACGGCCUCGCGAUUGCGGUCCUGGUAUCGGCCACUGCCAAUAUCAGUGGAGGGCACAUCAAUCCUGCUGUGUCGCUGGGCCUCGCCCUUGCUGGGAAGAUCACCGUCAUCCGUCUCGUUCUAUACUGGAUCGCCCAGCUCUUGGGCGCUGCCGCAGGCGCAUGGGUGUUGAAGAUAGUUACUACCGGUGAGGAUGUCGCGCGCCACGCCAUUGGAGUCGGCAUGACCCCGUGGUCCGCCGUGCUCAUGGAGGCAGUGCUCACCUUCACUCUCGUGUUUGUUGUGUUCGCGACUGCAGUGGAUCCUAAGAAGGGAACCGUGGGAGUGAUCGCCCCCUUGGCGAUUGGUUUCACCGUGCUCGCCCAGAUCUUCGUGGGGGCUCCCUUCUCCGGCGCGUCGAUGAACCCCGGACGCUCCUUCGGCCCCGCCCUGGUCGCCAUGGACUUUACCAACCACUGGGUGUACUGGGUCGGCCCUUUCAUUGGCGCUGCCCUUGCUGCUCUCAUCUACGAUGGCGUGUUCAUCUCCCCUUCUCCUCCCCCCGGCCAUCACGCCAUCCCCAGCGACUUCUAGAUCGACAAUAUCACAUUCUCUCUCAUUUCUCGUGGUGUUCUCCACCUCCAGUCUCCUCGUCCACCACGGUCAGGAGCGCAAUGGAAAGGCAACGUCAUGAUCCGCUGAGGAUGCGAUCGUUCUGUAUAACAGUUUUGGUGACAGCGGCACCGAUUGUAUCGAAAGCAUUUCACUGCAUAUGAUCAUUAAUGAAGUGUAAUUGGACUCCUUUUUCUUUGUAAAAUUUCGAGUUCCCAGCA
Molecule: messenger RNA, 1175 nt
Organism: Physcomitrium patens
Lineage: Eukaryota; Viridiplantae; Streptophyta; Bryopsida; Funariales; Funariaceae
Product: aquaporin TIP1-3
Biological process (GO): water transport; transmembrane transport
Cellular component (GO): membrane
Molecular function (GO): water channel activity
Source: RefSeq, a predicted model, not a curated record